UGCAGGUUUAUCAAUAAUGGUCACCUCUCUCUCUUUAUAUACCUCUUUCAUUUGGCAGUCUCAUUCCCCCAAAGCCAACCCAUAUGCUUUGAAGCAGCGUUAACUUUUUCUCUUCUUUCAGGUUAUUUAAUUUAGAAUAUCUUAAAUACUUUUUGUAAUAAUGGCCGAUGUUGAAGAAGGAAAAGCACAUUUAGAGAAAAGAAAGAGACAAUUAGAGUUGUAUAAAGCGGCAAUGAGUGGUGAUUGGGUGACAGCAGAAGGCAUUUUGGACAAAUAUCCAGAAGAGUUUGAAUCUACGAUCAAUGCACAAGGGGAGACUGCACUGCAUAUUGCAACUGCAGCUAACCACGCUCAAUUUGUGAAACAAAUGGUUAAUAAGAUCCCAGAAGAGAAAAAACACUAUUUAGCUAUCAAGGCAUCAAAUGAAAAUAAUGGUCAAGGAAAUACAGCUUUCUUCUAUGCUGCUGUUUCUGGAAACGUUGAAGUUGCUCAAAUUAUGUUGAAGAAGAACGAUAGUCUAGUAAUGAUUCGAGGCAAAAGAAAUGUUUUACCUAUUCAUGUUGCAGCUCUGGUUGGCAAUAAGGAGAUGGUGCACUUCCUUUAUAAAAAAUGUAAGGAACAAUUAAAAGCAAAUGAUCGUAAGGCUUUACUCGUCCCUUUGAUCCACUCUGAAAUAUAUGAUGUUGCAUUGAAUAUGGUGGGAGAUCACUUAGAGUUAGCCACUGCAAAGGACGUUAAUAAUGAGACAGCGUUGCAUGCACUUGCCACAAAGUCUUUCAAUGAUAAAACUUCAUCGUCCAGUUCUUCAUUCAACCUCUUUUCAGUCUUGAACAUAUUCCAGAAGAAGAAAGUAGUGCAAAAACAAGGGCUUGAGCUAGUCAAACUUCUUUGGAAGAAUGUAAUAUUGAUGCAAGACGAAGACAUUUCAAGAUUGAUGACUGCAAAAUCUGGGAAACUAAUAUUUAUCGCAGCAAAACAAGGAAAUGUGGAGUUCUUAACCACCCUAAUAGCUUCAUAUCCUGAUUUAGUAUUGAAAGUGAAUGACAAUAACUAUACCAUAUUUCAUGAAGCUGUUUUGAAUAGACAUAUCGAUAUCUUCAAGUUGAUAUAUGAGAUCGGUUCGAUCAAGAAUUUCAUAAACUCAAAUAAAGAUAAGGAAGGCAAUAACAUUCUACAUUUGGCUGCAAUAUCGGUACCAAGUCGACUAAAUGAUAUACCAGGCCCAGCUCUCCAAUUACAGCGGGAACUACAAUGGUUUGAGGAAGUGAAAGCAGUGGUCAGUCCACAACAGAUAGAAGCAAAGAAUAAAGGAGGGCAGACUCCACGAGACAUGUUCAUAGAAGAACAUAAAGACUUGAGGAAAGAUGGGGAGGACUGGAUGAGAAAUACUGCAAAUUCAUGCAUGGUUGUUGCUACUCUAAUUACCACUGUGGUUUUCGCAGCAGCAUUUACUGUACCUGGUGGAAAUGAGGGUAAUGGGAACCCCAUUCUAGUCAACCGCACUUGGUUCCAAAUUUUUGCCAUAACAGAUGCAAUAUCUUUAAUAUUCUCAGCUUCUUCGGUAUUAUCCUUCCUCUCUAUUCUUACUUCUCGAUACUCAAUGGAUGAUUUUCUCAUUUCAUUGCCAAACAAAUUGGUUUUUGGACUCCUUUUCCUUUUCAUAGCAAUAUUAACAAUGAUGGUAGCCUUUGUUGCAGCAUUUUUCAUCAUUUUCAAACAAGGAUUGCUCCGAUUUGCAUUUCCUAUUGCCGGAAUCGCUAUUUUUCCAAUCCUUUUGUUUCUUUUCGAGCACUUUCUGCUCUUUGCUGAAGUGAUUCGUUCAACCUAUAUGUCCUCCAGACUUUUCAGGCGUAAUGAAAAUCGUCUCUUUUCUAAGAGAUUAGUAAAAAAUCUUAAUGACACUAAUAAAUCUUCUUAAAUUAGCAAAACGCCUAUAUUUUUCUUUUUUCAGUUGUAUAAGUAACGGGAUGAACUUGUAUUAUUUUUUUUUAUGUAUUCAUAGUUUUGUAAUUUAAAUGGAAAAUUUGUGAAUUCGUUUAUGAAAUUUAAUCUUCUUUUAUUUA
Manihot esculenta (cassava) is the source of this 2063-nucleotide messenger RNA. RefSeq names its product ankyrin repeat-containing protein ITN1. Gene Ontology annotation, molecular function: protein binding. Bases 161 to 1918 code for a protein of 585 amino acids. The record is from RefSeq and is a predicted model, not a curated record. Lineage: Eukaryota; Viridiplantae; Streptophyta; Magnoliopsida; Malpighiales; Euphorbiaceae. The transcript is spliced from 6 exons.